This is a messenger RNA of Musca vetustissima, 920 nucleotides long. It is a transcript of the gene x16, whose product is annotated as serine/arginine-rich splicing factor 3. The transcript has 2 exons. The record is from RefSeq and is a predicted model, not a curated record. Gene Ontology annotation, biological process: mRNA splicing, via spliceosome. Gene Ontology annotation, molecular function: zinc ion binding; RNA binding. The coding region runs from base 13 to 864 and encodes 283 amino acids. Gene Ontology annotation, cellular component: nuclear speck. NCBI's taxonomy places the organism in Eukaryota, Metazoa, Arthropoda, Insecta, Diptera, Muscidae.
UAGUCAAAGAAAAUGUCUCGUUAUCCCACGGAUCGGAAAGUGUAUGUUGGUGACUUGGGAAACAGUGCUCGCAAAAAUGAAUUGGAAUAUGCAUUUGGAGCUUACGGUCCUCUGCGUAGUGUCUGGAUUGCUCGUUCACCUCCAGGAUUUGCAUUUGUAGAAUUUGAAGAUGCCCGCGAUGCGGCGGACGCAGUGCGAGGUUUAGACGGCCGAACAAUUUGUGGCCGCCGGGCACGCGUAGAGCUAUCCACAGGUAAAAGCACUAAACCAGGUCGAAGCGGUGGUGGGGGUGGUGACCGCAGAGGAGUUGGAGUUCCUGAUCGUUACGGUGGUGGUGGUGGCGGUGGUCGCGGCAUAGGAGGUGGUGGACGCAAUGGUGGUGGAGGAGGUGUUGGUAGUGGCGGGGCUGGUGGUGCUGAAAGUAAAUGUUAUGAUUGCGGUGAUCGUGGACAUUAUGCCCGCGAUUGUCACCGUCAUGGGCGAAGCAGGAGGCGCCAUUCACGCAGUCGGUCCCGAAGUGUAUCAAGAGGACGUCGAUCUCAUUCCAGAUCUGCAUCGCGUUCACGCAGCCGUUCUGUAUCAGGAACAAGAGAAACAUCACGCAAAGCUAGAGAAACAUAUGGUCGAUCACGAGAAAAUGGACGUGAAAAUGGCGAAUCAGCUUAUAGAUACAGCGAAGAAGAACGCAAUGGAGGCGCAGCAAUUGCUGAAUCACCAUCGCCAAAACGAAGAUAUGAACACGAUUCUCCAUCUCCUAAGCGCAUUACUCAUUCAAAACGAAGCCGCACAGAAUCCUCUCGUAGACACGGUGGAGGAGGUGGUUCCUCUAUUUCACGUUCGCGUUCAAAUUCACAUAGAGAUUAGCAAUUAUUGAGCAAAAGUCAAGUAGCAGCAUAUAUAAAGUGAACAAAUACAUACUA